UUCUUAUACCAUGAUUCGAGCUAUCGUUUCGUUUCACGUGUCAUAUCGCGAGAAUCUUCUUAUCAGAAAGUAUAUACAUAUACGCGUAUGUAUGUGCAUGCAUGAUGUACAUACACUGGUGUAUAUUUUCGGAAGACUGUGGUAGACGUCCCCGACACUUGGUUGUUCGUAGUCGUUCGUCGACUACUCGCGACUACUAUUCGUCGAUCGUCAUUGACGGACGUCUGCGAGUAGGGCCUAACCCCCCCUGCACACUCGUGUUCGAAAAGGUCUUCGUCGGCGGCUCUAUCAUGGGACUUUGAAAAGCGUCGAGUUGACGUGUCUCGGUUAAAGCAUUGGUACGAACACUACGAACUCGCGCGGCACUGAAACGCUGAAGCGCUUGAGCGAAAUUCCAAGGAACUUUCUAGAAUGAACAGAGAAUAUUCUUUUUGAAUGUUGUCAAAGUCAUUGUAAGCAAUGAUACAAACAAGACUUCUUGCAUCUGUGGGUGACAUUUCUUAGCUAUUAAAACAUUUGUAUAUCUUUUUAUAUCAAAUUCAACGAUUAUUUAUUUGCAUUUUGGCAUUGAGAAAUGCCAGCACCAUCCCCGACCCUCUCUAGCUUGCCAGAAAUACCUAUGUGUGAGAAAACGGAAGCCAAUGAUACCGAUUCUCUGCCCCCUUGGGCCAAAAUCACACUUACAUCUGCAGAAGCUGAAAUCGAAAAGCUGAUCUCACGAAAUGAGUUGAAAGACGCAGAAGUAACUUACUUCUGUCAAGUAGAACCAAUUCUUCAAGAUGGACCACAGUGCGGUUUAGUGGCGCUUUCUAUGGCAUCGCAAGAAUACACAAAACCAGUUUCUGUAAAUCAACUUCUCGCUGAAGCUCGUGUACGAGGAUUUACACAGCAUGGAGAAGUAUACAGUGUCGAUUUUAUGGGGACAUUGGCUGCGGAAUAUUUACCUGAUCAUAAACCAGAUAUUUUAGUAGAUUUACAACAGUGUCCAGACACAUUAACUCAUGCUUUAGCACAUGGAGCAAUGGUGCUGAUACCAUAUGAUUCUGACUUCAAUCACGCUCCAUGUUUAAAAAAAGGUCAUAAAGCGCAUUGGGCAUUGCUUGUGGGUCUAAUCUCUUCCAGACAGGGAUAUCACGUUCUGGCACGUCACGGUAAAUCGCGUCACUUGGCUUGUUGGCCUUUACGCGAUUUGAUUGAAAGUAAUGGCAACUUGGAGGAAGAGGGUACAACGAGAUAUGCAGGAGGAUAUGUUAUACCAAAGGGUGGUGUUGGAGGUCAAAAAGGCUUACGCGGCAGAGCAUUGGCAUUACAUCCGUACAUAUAGAAUUAUAUCGAAGAAAAUUAUAGGUAAUUGAUUUCAUGCUAAAAAAGAAAAUUUGCCGAUACUCUAUAUCCACUUGUGCUAAAUAUUCGAAACAUAACAUUUGCAUACAAUACACACGGCUUCCAUAAGAAUCACUAAUAAUUAUGUAUUAUAAUAUGCGACGCUUUACAUUUAAAUUUGUGCGAAAUAUUUUACGUAAUGUUAGUCAUGACAUCUACCAAAAAAGCGUUCGGUAUUGGAGAUGCAAUUCUAAGUGGCAUUAUUUUCGUUUUAUUGGAAUUAUGCGAUGUAAAUAAAAAUUCCGGCAGGCCGAAAUAUGUGCACGUAAAAUAUAAAUGCAGACAAUUGUCUCUUGACAGUAUUAUAUCCUAUUAGAUUGAAAUGCAAAAGUGUAUGCAUACACAUUUAAAGUAAAAAUGAGAUACAUAAAAAUGUUCACAUAAGUAAAUAUAUAUGCAUAUACAUAUGUGUGUACAUGCGUGCGUGUGCGUAUGUGUGUAUGUAGCAAGUUAUCAAAAGUGAUAAUUCAGAAGGCAAGAUCUAAGUAUGUUUCUUUAGAUAGAGUAUGUGUAGGUUUUCAACAACAAUUGUGGUUUCCGUCUUAUGUUAAUGCAAUAAAUAAAGAGUAAAUCUAUUAUAUCAA
This is a messenger RNA of Acromyrmex echinatior (Panamanian leafcutter ant), 1967 nucleotides long. RefSeq names its product actin maturation protease. Lineage: Eukaryota; Metazoa; Arthropoda; Insecta; Hymenoptera; Formicidae. The record is from RefSeq and is a predicted model, not a curated record.